Malassezia vespertilionis is the source of this 342-nucleotide messenger RNA. RefSeq names its product N-terminal methionine N(alpha)-acetyltransferase NatC (gene naa30). Gene Ontology annotation, molecular function: protein-N-terminal amino-acid acetyltransferase activity. Lineage: Eukaryota; Fungi; Basidiomycota; Malasseziomycetes; Malasseziales; Malasseziaceae. Gene Ontology annotation, cellular component: NatC complex. Bases 1 to 342 code for a protein of 113 amino acids. The record is from RefSeq and is a predicted model, not a curated record. Gene Ontology annotation, biological process: N-terminal peptidyl-methionine acetylation. The transcript is spliced from 2 exons.
AUGCGCGGCUCGCGGCUAUGGCGCGGGUAUAUUGCGAUGCUGAGCGUGGAUCCCAAAUGGCGGGGCCUCGGGAUUGGCACGCGGCUCGUGCAGGCAUCAAUGGAUCGCAUGAUGCAGUCUGGUGCCGCGGAAAUUGUGCUGGAGACAGAGGUUGACAAUCGCGAUGCACUCCGCUUAUACGAGCGUCUUGGGUUUAUUCGCGAAAAGCGUUUAUUUCGUUUCUACCUAAACGGCAAGGACUCGUUUCGUCUCGUGUUACCUAUACCACCACGACAAAGCGCGGCGCAUGAUAUCGGCAUGGCGCCGCCACGACGUGCAUUCUUCCCCGACGCAAUCCUAUAG